CGUGGGAACCAUGAAACCGCUUCCAGCUGCAUCGUUGGUCCUUCUCUCGGUGAUUAAUUACGGCUCCUCUCAGAACACGACGAACCCGGUUCCGCACCAAGGCUGCGGAUUAAAACUCCUGGCUCACUACGUGAACCUGUGCAGCCUGGAUGUUAUCUGGGGGAUCGUUGUGGAGGCAGUGGCCGGAGCUGGCGUACUGACUGCAUUCUUACUGAUGCUCAUUCUGUUGGUGAAGCUGCCAUUUAUUAAAGAUAAAGAAAAGAGGAGUCCCCUGGGAAUCCAGUUCCUGUUCUUGUUUGGCACCCUCGGCCUGUUUGGACUAUCGUUUGCAUUUAUUAUCCCCGAGGAUGAGAGAACGUGCCCGACCCGGAGGUUUUUAUGGGGAGUUUUAUUUGCCCUGUGCUUUUCCUGUUUGUUGGCUCAGGCUUGGAGACUGCGCCAGUUGGGUUCCCAUGGCAAAGGGCCAUCAGGCUGGUUGCUGACUGGCAUUGCAGUCUGCCUGAUGCUGGUGCAGGUGAUCAUUGCAGUGGAGUGGUUAAUUCUGACUAUAGUCCGAAACCAUCAGUCUGCUUGUCAAUAUGAGCAGAUGGACUUUGUCAUGGCAUCGAUUUACGUAAUGUUCCUGAUGGCUGUUACUCUGUUGCUCUCCACCUUGAGCUUGUGUGGAAAGCACAACAAGUGGAAGAAGAACGGAGCCUGUGUGCUUGUGACCAUGUGCUUGUCCAUCCUGAUCUGGGUGGCAUGGAUUGUCAUGUAUCUGUAUGGCAACAGGGAACUGAAGAAGCAGCCCCUUUGGGAUGACCCAUCCCUCUCCAUCGCGCUGGUUUCUAACGGCUGGGUGUUCCUACUGUUUCACGCUAUCCCCGAGCUCCAUUGCACCAUCGUCCCAAACAAACAAACCCCUCCUGAUUACUUCGAUGCCGUUCAGCCAAGAAUUCGGGAGACGAACUUUGAAGAAGAAUUACAACUUCCGCGCAGUUACAUGGAAAAUAAGGCUUUCUCUUUGGAUGAAUCUGGGGCAGCUUUUAAAUCAGGAUUUCGCAAUGGCAGUCUGGGUCAUAGACCAAAUAUUCAACUUCGCAGUAAUGUCUACCAACCCACUGAAAUGGCAGUUGUUCUUAAUGGUGGAAAU
Rhincodon typus (whale shark) is the source of this 1132-nucleotide messenger RNA. It is a transcript of the gene gprc5ba, whose product is annotated as G protein-coupled receptor, class C, group 5, member Ba. The transcript has 2 exons. The record is from RefSeq and is a predicted model, not a curated record. The annotation marks the transcript as partial. Gene Ontology annotation, molecular function: G protein-coupled receptor activity; protein kinase binding; protein kinase activator activity. Gene Ontology annotation, biological process: G protein-coupled receptor signaling pathway. Gene Ontology annotation, cellular component: intracellular membrane-bounded organelle; signaling receptor complex; extracellular exosome. Lineage: Eukaryota; Metazoa; Chordata; Chondrichthyes; Orectolobiformes; Rhincodontidae.